AUGCCGAUGGCCUUCCGACUAUUCGAUCUUCCGAUUGAGCUUAGGUACCACGUUGCUGUGUCAAUUGUCCCUCCAAAUGCCCUUAGGAACGAUUCCGAGCUGGACAGCUUGCAAGGUUCAGGAGACGAACUGGAAUCCAUUCAAUCUCGUUUUCGGGACCUCAAGAACUUUUCCCUAAUAUGCCGAGCCACAUGGGAACUGUGUAGAGAGAUUGUCCGCCAAGGUGUCGAGUUAAUCGGCGACAAGACACAUACGCGCUUUCUCAGGAAAUUGGAGGACGGUACGCUGCCAGAUUUUAUUCAGAAUACUUCGAAGAUAAAGUUCCUCUCCUUUGGUGGUAUCGUACCUCACAACGACGAAGAACAUGGGUGCGAUCAUUACUGUCCCGAGCUACAAGAGCAAGACAACAGAAUUCGACAGAUUCUCGCCCAUUUCCCAUACAUCACAACCUUACAUCUCGUCAACGUCCCACUGUCAAUACUGACAGUUCAAUCGCUCAUUCCGAUGGUGUCUCUUCGGACGCUAAUUAUAAUCGAUCCUGAUCCAAACUCACACGAAAUGUAUCAUAAUGCUGUCCUCCGACGUUGCCAGAACGAGUGGGACUUGCCGCCAGUAACAACGCUUUCAAUCGUUGCGAGAUAUCUCAAGUUCACCUCGUUAUCACUCAGAGAAUUCCUCGAUGAAUGUGAGAGUCUCGAGUCUCUGUCAGUAGAUUGUCAGGGUUCGACAGAAGAGUCCCUUCCUAUGGUUUACAUCCUAGAGUUACUAGGAUCUCUGGCAGGCGAUGAUGAUCUCAUGUUCAAUUUGCUGGAGUAUGAUUGGAAACACGAUGGUUUCGAGCCGCCACCCUACAUAGACAGUCCUUACAUGCGCGAGGACAAGAUUAUGCUCUCGUCCGUUAUUCACUUCUCCUGCCGUCUCUUCCGCGGUGGGGCAAGCGCUCCAAAACGCAAAAUUGUCGAGCGUCUGCAACUUACUUUCUCUCCUAACAACGAGGAAGCGAGGGUUAUCGACUCGACUCACCUUUUGUAUCUCGUUCGUAGGCGUACGCCGGCGCUAAAUGGACUUAACGCGCAGUCGUUCACAGCGAUAAAUGAAGGGCUUGCAUGA
Molecule: messenger RNA, 1110 nt
Organism: Fomitiporia mediterranea MF3/22
Lineage: Eukaryota; Fungi; Basidiomycota; Agaricomycetes; Hymenochaetales; Hymenochaetaceae
Exons: 3
Coding region: 1-1110 (369 amino acids)
Source: RefSeq, a predicted model, not a curated record